Chaetomium strumarium is the source of this 926-nucleotide messenger RNA. Its product is annotated as cytochrome c oxidase biogenesis protein Cmc1 like-domain-containing protein. The transcript is spliced from 2 exons. The record is from RefSeq and is a predicted model, not a curated record. The coding region runs from base 224 to 742 and encodes 172 amino acids. NCBI's taxonomy places the organism in Eukaryota, Fungi, Ascomycota, Sordariomycetes, Sordariales, Chaetomiaceae. Gene Ontology annotation, cellular component: mitochondrion.
GACCUUCAGUGGACCUUCAACCGCCCAUCAAACAACAUCCAAUCGCAUGACCAGCAAGUUCGUAGCAGCAACACCACGACCGAGCACCUUCCUUUCGUACCCAAUUCCAGCAGCUCGACACGUCCAAACUACAAUUGAGGAGCUACAGCAGCGCCGACUGCGACAUACAGUACUAGUAGCACACACGCACCGGCAGCCGAACCAGAAGAUCCCGUCCCAGUGAAUGGCCACCAUGGUCGCGGAAGGGGCCGGCGACCAGGCCGAGCGCCUGCCCAUGCCGUCGCGCAACCCGCUACCGCUGUCGGCGUCGCAGGAGGCUCAGAUCAGGGAUAUUUUCCAUGCGCGGGUGCGGAAGAAGUGCGCGGAUGAAAUCAAAGCCUUCGCCGACUGUGCAUUAGGCCGCACCUUCACGACCUCCUUCGCCUGCCGCGAGCCGCACCGCAUCAUGAACAGCUGCAUGAAGGCGCACGCGACGCAGGAGGAGCAGGACGCCGCGCGCGAGGAGUGGUUCGCCCAGCGGCUCGAGCGGCAGCGGGAGCGGGAGCGGAAGGCGCGCCGCAAGGCCGAGCAGGAGGCCUUCCUCCGCGAGUGGUGGGGCCUACCGGAGAAGGACCGCGAGGCGGCGCAGAGGGAGAUGGAGAAGCUCAAGAGGGGCGAGAGGGUCGGCGGGUUUCCGAGUAGGAGUCGGACAUCACAACUACAGGGGACGCAGCAACGACAUGCGGAAGAAGAGGGGAGGUGACGCCGGGUGGGGAAGGGCGUACGUGAGAGUGUUGUUUCGGGGAGGAAGGAAAGAGAUGGGGCGUCGGUACGGGAACAGAAAAGAAAAGAGCCACUGUUCGACUGUGUAAUGUUUCGGAUACCUGGGACCGGUUGAGCGGGCAAUGCUCGCUACCUUAUGUAUAGAUAUGGCGGGGAGAGCGCAG